CCAGGAGUCACCCAUGUGUGGUGACAUGUGACAUUGCCAGUGGUGGAAGAAGUACUAUCUUGUACAUUCUUUCAGGUUAACAGACGAGAACACAUGAACAGACUCCCAGAGAUGAACUACACGAGCUGGCUCCACACAAAGACAGUCAUUGAUGACAGAGAGCUGCACAACCUCGCAGAGAGCAACGUCUCUAAUUCAAAUACCAGAAAUUGUCCAGGGGAGAGAACAUAUAUCUGAACCACCAGAGGUAACAAAGGCUCGGCGUGACCAUGAAGUUAUCUUUUGUUCUGGUUUUUGCCUUCAUCCUCCCGCUCAUCGGGGCUCAGGUGCCCCACUGGGGUCCUUGUCCAGAACCAUCUGUUCAACCGGCCUUCAAUCUUAAACAGUUCAUGGGGAGAUGGUUUGAAAUUGCCAAACUGCCGGCCCAGUUUGAGAAGGGUCGGUGCAUCGAAACCAAUUUCACUUUGAAGGUAGACAACUCCAUUCGAGUGGUCAGCUCUGAAAUACUAAAAGGAGAGCUGAGGAAAAUCGAAGGGACUGGAGUCAUAGAGGAUAUGAAGAAUCCGGCUAAACUGGGAAUAAGUUAUUCCUACGUCCUGCCCUACUCCCCUUACUGGAUCCUGUCCACUGACUACGUGAACACGGCCCUGGUGUACUCCUGCACGGACAUCCUGAGGCUCUUCCAUGUCGACUUUGCCUGGAUCCUGGGCCGAACACGAACCCUGCCGGAAACCACCGUCGAGAAAGCCAUGGAGACCUUCGCCCAGAACAACAUCGACGUGAGCAGGAUGAUUCCCAGCAAGCAGCAAGGCUGUGACAAAACUCUCUGAGUGGCGAUGGAAAUGCAGCACAAGAUGGCGCUGUUGUUGACAGGACAGAGAAUGAUUCAUCAUGUGUUCCAACUCAUCUCUGUAACUCAGUUAUGUGUUACUGAGUUGUAACAACCUUUUUAAGAUCAUACAAAUAUUACCUUGCAUUAUAGUUGUUUGAUGUGAGGGUGUUUAAGUAUAACAGCAUAAGUGAAGUCAUAGUACCACCUUUUUUAUUUCAUCAACACAUCAUCCCUGGUUGUAAUAUCCCAAGCUGAUAGUAAUGUUCUACACAGUUUUAGUCCUUUGAGCUGUUCGUUUUGUCUUAAUAAACAAUGUUUGCUGGAAAAUGGAAAAUCAUGUUGGAAUCAAAUUAUAUUGAUUAAAUCUGAGGUUUAUAGCGCAAACUGGAAGCAUGAAGCAUCUAAUUAGAGUCAAUAAA
Molecule: messenger RNA, 1251 nt
Organism: Cottoperca gobio
Lineage: Eukaryota; Metazoa; Chordata; Actinopteri; Perciformes; Bovichtidae
Gene: apoda.1
Product: apolipoprotein Da, duplicate 1
Exons: 7
Coding region: 270-830 (186 amino acids)
Biological process (GO): lipid metabolic process; brain development; response to reactive oxygen species
Cellular component (GO): cytoplasm
Molecular function (GO): lipid binding
Source: RefSeq, a predicted model, not a curated record